Messenger RNA from Camellia sinensis, 1803 nucleotides. Lineage: Eukaryota; Viridiplantae; Streptophyta; Magnoliopsida; Ericales; Theaceae. The record is from RefSeq and is a predicted model, not a curated record.
AUGACUACCACGUCCAAGUCUUCUUCUUUUGCUCUUCUCUCUACUAUUCCUCCUCAUGUUGAACCCACUUGUUUCUCUGGGUUUAAAUACUAUGUUUUGUUCAUUGAUGAAUCUAGCAAAUUUACUUGGGUUUAUCCUCUUUGCUAUAAAAGUGAAGUGUUUGCCAAAUUUAUGGAAUUUAAGGUGUUUGUUGAAAAUCAAUUUGAGACUACUCUUGAAAAUUUUCGCACUGAUGGUGGUGGCGAGUACACUAGUUGUUCGUUUGAGAUUUUUCUUAGAACACAUGGCAUCAUUCAUCAAAUGUGUUGUCCACACACUUUUUCCCAAAAUGGAGUUGCCGAGAGGAAACACAGGCAUAUUGUCACUACUAGCAUUGCUUUGCUACGACAAUUAGGUCUUUCCCUUGCUUAUUGGUUUGAUGUUCUUGCUAUUUCUGUCUUUCUUAUUAAUAGGUUGCCCAGUUCUAAACUUCAAAAUCAAACUCCUUAUGAGAUUGCUCUUGCUUUUGUUCAGCCAGCUGCUGUAUCAAUUAAGCCAUCUAUUAUUUUCUUUCAGCCUUCUGCUCCUGCUGUUUCUGCUUUGUCAGAAGCAAUUGCUCCUGCUUCUGUUCAGCCAUUUGUUGUAUCAAUUCAGCCAUCUGUUGUUUCCUUUAAGCUUUCUGCUCCUGCUCUCGCUGUUGUUCAGCCUACUGCUGCCCCUGGCCUGCCUACUGCUGCUACUGUCUUCCCUGGUCUGCUUGCCACUGCCUUGUCUCCAUCUUUGGCUGUCUCUCCCUCUAUUCCUAUUUCCUCUCUAACUAUUGAUCUCCCUUUUGUGCAUCAUAUUUAUGCUUUCCCUGCUCCUUCUUACUCUUCUCUAAAUAUUCAUCCCAUGACUACCACGUCCAAGUCUUCUUCUUUUGCUCUUCUCUCUACUAUUUCUCCUCAUGUUGAACCCACUUGUUUCUCUGGGUUUAAAUACUAUGUUUUGUUCAUUGAUGAAUCUAGCAAAUUUACUUGGGUUUAUCCUCUUUGCUAUAAAAGUGAAGUGUUUGCCAAAUUUAUGGAAUUUAAGGUGUUUAUUGAAAAUCAAUUUGAGACUACUCUUGAAAAUUUUCGCACUGAUGGUGGUGGCGAGAAGACGUUUAUACAGUGUAACCUCCAGAGAACUUCUACCACUGUUACUUUUCUUUUGAUCUAUGUGGAUGAUAUUUUAAUUACUGGGAAUAGUGCUGAUCAUAUCACUUCUCUUUUUCAUCAUAUGCACAAAGCCUUCUCCAUGAAUGAAUUGGGUGAUAUUUCCUAUCUUCUUGGUAUAUCUAUAGCUUGCAUUGCCUCUAGUUUAUUACUCUCUCAGCCCAAAUAUGCCACUAACAUUCUCAACAUGGCUGGUAUGAUAAAUUGUAAACCAUGUUCUUCUCCCAUGGCCUCUAAAUCCAAUCCUCUUUCAGAUACUUUGGUGACCUUUUCUCAGCUAUCUCUGUAUCGUAGUAUUGUGGGGGCCUUACAUUUUAUGACUUAUUCACCCAAAAAAAAAAAAAUUGGUUUACUCUUCACUCCUGGCUCUUUAGAUUUGCAUGCUUUUUCUGAUUCGGAUUGGGCCAGAGAUGUUCUUGAUCGUAAAUCAACCAUUGGCUAUUGUGUCUUUCUCGGCCCUAACUUGAUUUUAUGGUCUGCAAAGAAACAAUCAACUAUUUCUCGGUCCUCCACUGAAGCAGAAUGCAGGGCUCUUGCUCAAGCUUCUGCUGAACUUCAAUGGCUUCGCAUGCUUCUACAAGAACUUUCUCUUUCUUUUGCCACUCUUAGUGUUGUAAUAGUUUUUUAA